Messenger RNA from Strongylocentrotus purpuratus (purple sea urchin), 2911 nucleotides. It is a transcript of the gene fgfr1op2, whose product is annotated as FGFR1 oncogene partner 2 homolog. The transcript has 4 exons. The coding region runs from base 192 to 944 and encodes 250 amino acids. The record is from RefSeq and is a predicted model, not a curated record. Lineage: Eukaryota; Metazoa; Echinodermata; Echinoidea; Camarodonta; Strongylocentrotidae.
GUUAGGUUUCAAACAGCGGUCGUGGAUCAUUUGGAUCGUCAAGUCGGAAGUGAUGUUGCUAGCCGCUACGACGAACAUUUGAUAUUUGUUGUGGAUUGUAGCCUUCUUUAGGUCUUUUCUUGUCCAUUAGCAGUUCGAAAGGAUUUUACUCCCUAAACACCAGGUUGACUUGAGCAGUUGACCAUCAUAGGAUGAUGACGUUGUCCAUAGACAUGGUACUCUCCGAUGCCAGGAGACUGGUAGAAAGGUUAAAGGAACACGACAGCGCAGCCGACCAUCUCAUCCAGGAAACAACAACGUUGAACAAGAAAAUUGAAGUCAUGAAAGAGUACCAAGAAGAGAUCGAGGAGAUGAACAACAUCGCCCGACACCGGCCUCGCUCUGCCCUCAUCCUUGGUAUACAGCAGGAGAAUCGACAGAUCAGGGAGCUACAGAAGGAGAACCAGGAGCUACGGGUGGCCCUGGAGGAGCACCAGUCGGCCCUGGACCUGAUCAUGAGCAGCUAUCGGGACCAGGUCUCGAGGCUGGUCAACGCUAACCAAGCCGAGAGGGACAACAUGCUCGCUAAUCAGAAGACGCUGGACUUUGAGCAGGACCCGGCAGUCACUUCCAUCGAAAAGAUCAUCGAGAUGGCCGCCGUCAUGCAACGAGCCAUCAACGUCGACGAGCAGACCUCAUACGACGUCGAGGAAACCCUGGCGCGGCUACAGAUGGAGAACCGUGGCCUUCGGGAACUCCUGCAGAUCUCCAGGACGACGCAGGCCAGGCAUCUACCCACCUACGGCAGCGAGGGGAGUGUGGACUUGGGAGAGAGGGAAAAGGGGAGAGACGAUGAUGCGGAGAAGGACAACGAGACGAGCGAGAGUGACAGUGAUAAGGACACGUCUGUCAUUCACGACACGACUAUCAUACAAAAGGAUAAGAACGGUGUACCGUUGAAUUGAUCGGGUGAACUGUGAUGGCAGCAGAGACUGUCAUAUAUCAACUCCACUUUAUCCUCAUUAUGAUGAACGCUACACGAGGAAGCGCUACAUGUUUGAGUUACUUGAGUAAGACAACAUGAACUGAUCGUUGGAAAGGAUUACAGUAAAUUGUUUAGCUACCCAUUGCGUCCUGCAUUUAUAUUUAUAUAUUUAUAUAUCUCAACAGGCCCAAUGCAAGAAAGUCAAUGCAGAUCGUUUAUUGUACAAUGUUAAAUUGUUAAUUGUCCUCUUCAAUAGUUAGUUAUUUUGUAAAAACAACUGACAUCACCAAAUUGUAUCUAAAAAUUAUGAUUUAAUUUAAUUUUCAUAUAUUCCAAAAUAUCUAUAGGUUAUUUAACGUUAGAUUUAUACUCAACAUAAAUGUGUUUGUAAGAUAAAUAGAGGGUUCAAUGAACCAUAUUAGCACAAACUGGAACAUUUGUUUUAAAUUAAAAAGGAAAGGUAUGGUGUAGUCGUCAGCGAGAUCUAUUCUGUGCUUCAAGUUUAUCAGCUUGUGAAAAAACAAGAAUAGGAGCAAUUCAGCCGUUUUUGUGUAUCUAAAGUAAGUUUGGUCCCAAAUGAUUAAAAAUAGGGUCGUGUAUCAUCCCUGGGGGCCGGUUUUGGAGGAUCAACACAAUUUCAUUCACCUAUUUAUUACCUUCAGGCUUUUAAUAGCCAUACCCAUGUCAGGAGUGUGUUUCCCUCUGGUUUUCUGAAGUCCCCAACUAUUGGUACAGUCAAACCUGCUUAAGUGACCACCUGUCUACAAAGACCACGUUUUUGUUUUCCUUCAAAAUGGUUUCUCAUCGGGACAUGUACUAAAGAAUUCAAAGGAACCUGCCUACAAAGACCACUUUUUGUGUUUGGGUGGUUGCUAAAGACAGGUUUGACUGUAUUAACACCAAGUUUGUAAUGCCCUGGUCACCUGCCGAGAACCCUAUAUGCAUUCGAUGUGUCAGUUGAAAAGUUUCCUUUUAGCUAUAAUUUCUAUCGGUGGUUUGUAGUAGUUGAAAUUAGUGAUCACGAUUGCCAAAUGCUGCUCUGGUACAGAAAUGUGUAUGUUUUUAUCAAAUUAGACAAAAAUGUUGUUAGGGGUGUAAGGCGAUUCUGUGCAAUGUGUCCCGUACUACAGAGCAUAGGUCUUUCUUUCCACUUAAAUGUAUUUCAUUGAAAAAUGUAUUUCAUCCAAAAAUAAUAAGUAUUUUGAUGUGACCAAACAGUUAUCGCAUUGGACACAUUGUACAGAAUCACCCACUGGCAUACAUGUAAAUGCUAUGCAGUGCUGGUGUAGGACAGGUGAAAAUACCAGAAUUUUAAGUUUUAAACUUGUCAAAACAUAUAACGGUACACAACGACACGACAGCUAUGUGUAUCGGUACAUAUAGCUCUACUUUAGGCUUAUUUAUGUGUGUGUGAAUGUUACAGUAUGUUUUUUGUGAUUUUGCUCUGGAGACAAUUGCUCCGAUGUUAUUUUGUCAGAGGUAUAGGGAUAAAUGAUUAUGGUUGAAAUUGGGUAGCAUCUUAGGUUUUGGGUUAGGUAAAGUGUUUGGUGUAGGAAAUCGGAGGUGGAGCUAUUGUGGUAGGAGCACAGCUCAUGACCUGACUAUGACCAGAUUUUGAAAAAACUUGCAUCAGGGUUGGAUUUAAAUAUGAAGAUUUCCUCAUUAUUGAGGUCCAGAAGUAUAUGAAUUCAAUUUUUUUUUACAUGGAUCACUUGUUUCAGUAUGGACUUUCUUCACCUUGGUCGGGAGCGAUCUACAUAUUGCAACGUCCAACUCUUAAAUCGUUUUGCAAUUUGUUGAAAAUUUAGCUGUAGUCGUGUCAUGAGGGAGGCUUGAUCCACAGUUGUAAAAUAUUUUAUCGAAAUAUAAUGUAUAAUUGUACAAAUGAGAGCAGUUGAUAAAUAGUACAUUGAACUUGUACAUUAAAACCUUUUUUGAGAAGAAAAA